Molecule: messenger RNA, 279 nt
Organism: Parnassius mnemosyne (clouded apollo)
Lineage: Eukaryota; Metazoa; Arthropoda; Insecta; Lepidoptera; Papilionidae
Source: the annotation of a GenBank genome assembly
AUGAUUUCCGGUGAAUCUAAAUAUCACACUCUUUUGCGCAACUUCUCUGAUAUAACUCGACCUUCAGGCACGCAUAAAGUUCUUAAUCAUAAUACUCUCCAUUAUAUUAGGACAACUCCAGGACCUCUAGUUUCUUGUGCACCAGGGCGAUUGGCUCCUGACAAGUUGAAAAUAGCGAAGGAAGAAUUUGAAGCUAUGCUUAAAAAUGGACCAGCAAGACCUUCAGAAAGUUCAUGGUCAUCUGUACUACAUCUGGCACCUAAAAAAGAUAACGGGUGA